GUUUUUGUUAGAAAUCGUGUAGUAUACCCUUUACAUGUAUUGUCUAUCAAUAUAAACAGGCAACACUUAUGUUUCUUCUUUAUGAUACCGCUCUAUAAAAACCUAUCCGGUUUGUCUUUGAUCUCCCCUGUUCGAUAUAUGGCUCUCCAUGAAGUCACUCCCAAUUAUACAUUUUAUUAUAUUUAAAUAUGUGACAUUUUAAUCAAUGUACAUCGUGCUUUGACGAAUACGAAAUGUAGUGUAAUUUGUGGUAAAUUAAAACUACUAUUUUGUUGAGCAAGGAUAUGAUUUUAUUUCCGACGACAUAAACCACAAUCCUUCGUGGCACUCUUACGCCGAGCCCUGCGCCUGCAUCCUGCACAUCAGAUUAUGCGCCCAGAUGCUUGUGCCGCGAGGAAACUGGAAAUCAAAACCUAAGAAAGGUAUGUCGGAAACAUUGAUAUUCUGAGGUUAUAAUCGCAUCGCCCUCGUGAUAUUAUAACCUACUAAUUCUUCGCUUGCUCAACCACUAUCACAAUUUCGUUGUCAAGAAUGUCGUCACAUAAUGAACAUAACAGACAUAUUCCCGUCGAGAAGCUGGAUGGCUUGGGAAAUUAUUCAAAUUGGAAAUUUGCCGUGAAAAUGUUACUUACGCUGGAUGGUCUAUGGGGCUGCGUGGAAGGUACGGAUACCGAUGCGACCCGCGAGAGCCGCGCCUUAGCUAAGAUAUGUUUAACGAUUAAGCCCGCGUUGUACCAGUACGUGCGAGAUGCCACGUCGGCAAAGGACGCCUGGAAGAAGCUUGCCGAUGCCUUCGAGUCCAAAGGUCUAUACAGAAAAGUGCUCUUGUUACGUCAACUGCAUAAAAUUGAAUAUAAUCAGUACAGCGGUAUGUCGGAAUAUAUCGAGGCGGUCAUGCGUCUCGUUCAACAGCUCGACGAUAUAGGCAAGAAAAUAGACGACGAUGAGGUAGCGGAAAUCCUGUUGAGUGGUUUAUCGCAGGAAUUUGACAACCUGGUGUCGGGUCUGGAAACCGCCUGUCUUACGAGCACACUCACGGUGGAGCUUGUGCGGGCCAGAUUGCUGCAAGAAGAACACCGGAGAAGUGCGGGUGACCAGGAGGGUGUGAAGGCCUACCUAGGAAGCAAAAAGAAGAAGUCAUCGCCUAUGUUCUGCCAGUUCUGCAAGAAGAGCGGACACACUAUCAAGCGUUGCUUUAAACGCAAGAAGGAGCUGAAGAACAAUGAAGAGAACCACACUAUGUUUGCAUCAGCCAUGGUAUGCAGCGGCAGCAGCAGCCAUGACUUUGUGGUGGACUCCGGCGCAUCCCAACAUAUGAUUGCUAAUAAGGAGUUACUAGAAGAACCUAGAGAAAGAAGACACCAUCAGUGGUAGAUGCGAGCCAUGCCUGACAGGCAAGAUGGUGCGAGCACCAUAUCCUGCUGUCAGCAUGAAGCGCACUACCCAACCUUUAGAACUCAUCCAUUCAGAUGUGGCUGGACCUAUGCAAGUCAAAACUUGGGGUGGAGCUCGUUACCUUUUGACCUUCACAGACGACCAUACCCGGAAAACUUGGGGCUACCUUAUGAAGCACAAAUCAGAGGUGAGUUCACAUUUUAUUAAUUUUAAAACUAUGAUAGAGAAACAAUCUGGUUUAUCCAUUAAAAUUUUGCGCAGUGACAAUGGCCUUGAGUUUACAAAUAAUAAACUGGCCAAUUAUCUUAAAGACCAUGGUAUUUUACACCAAACCACUGUCCCUUACAAUGCUGCUCAAAAUGGAACAGCGGAACGGGCUUUUAAAACGAUUUUUGAUAAAACUAGGGCUAUGCUGCAGGAAUCCGGCCUGUGUAACCGUUACUGGGGAGAGGCAGUUAUGACAGCCAUUUACCUGAAAAAUAGGUCUCCUACCAGAGCGCUUUCAGGUGGAAUUCCCGAGAGCUUAUGGACUGGGUCUCCUAUAGACAUCAGUCAUUUACGUGUCUUUGGGUGUACUGCUUAUGCACAUGUACCU
Molecule: messenger RNA, 1990 nt
Organism: Cydia pomonella (codling moth)
Lineage: Eukaryota; Metazoa; Arthropoda; Insecta; Lepidoptera; Tortricidae
Exons: 2
Coding region: 532-1374 (280 amino acids)
Source: RefSeq, a predicted model, not a curated record